Messenger RNA from Suillus clintonianus, 594 nucleotides. RefSeq lists its product as uncharacterized. The transcript has 5 exons. The coding region runs from base 1 to 594 and encodes 197 amino acids. Lineage: Eukaryota; Fungi; Basidiomycota; Agaricomycetes; Boletales; Suillaceae. The record is from RefSeq and is a predicted model, not a curated record.
AUGAUCUCCCCCAGCACGAUAAUAGCUGCCGUGCCUGCGGCGCUCGUCGUUGAUGGUAAUGAUGGUAAUGGCACUGAUGACCUCUCUGCGGCACCCAUCACUGACGGUACUGGUGAUCUUACUAGCAGGAUAGAUGACCUGCCUGCGGCGCCCAUCGCUGACGAUACUGGUGACAAUGGCACUGAUAGUCUCAUUGCGCUCUUGGCCCAGAUGAAUAUCACUGGGCAGGAGGCGUCUGACAACGCGCUGGUCGCCGCCGUUUCUGCUAUCAGUGCUGUUUCGACCACUUCAGCAUCAACUCCACUCGUCCCAGCAUUGACUCCUUCGACCACUUCGACAUCAGCUCCACUCAUCCCAGCGUUGCCAGCGUUGACUCCUGUUGUGAACUAUGAUGUGCCAGCGGCUGACGCUACGGGUCCCUUCUACUGGGUGACCCGUGGCCGCCGUAUUGGCGUAUUCUCUACUUGGCAGCAGACCUCGUCCCAUGUCAUUGGCGUGAGCAGGGCGUCUUUUUCGAAGGUCCGCUCAGUUGCCGAAGGAAUUCAGCUGAUGAAAGAGGCCAUUGGCCGCGGCGAAACGGAGGUGUUGACGUAA